UACCAUAGUUACAACCAUUGUGCCUCUUGGACCUGGAUCCACGCAUACAAUCUGCCCACAUUGCCACGCUGAGAUCGACACAGCAACGAAAACGGAACCCGGCAUGAUCGCCUAUAUUUCGGGAGUCAUCAUAGCGUUGUUGGGUUUCUUCCUUUCUUCAUACUUAGAUGUUGGUUAGGAUGCUGUUUAAUUCCUUGUUGCAUGGACGAGUGCAUGGACGUUCAUCACAAUUGUCCAAAUUGUAAAGCUUACCUGGGGCGUCAUAGAAGAUAAAGAAAUGGAUACUGCGUCAGCGUCUACAGAUUGCAUUUGUACGUUGAGAUAUAUGCCUUUGACGCCACAAUUCCGAACGGAUGUAUCGAACUUUACCUGGCACCUGUACAGUCUGGGAAUAAUUCUCUGUGAGAGAGUACUACGAAAUGCAGUUCUACGCGGAUUUAAGCUAGGUCUUCAUAACGAAGGUCCUCAUGCACGCUGUUCAUAUAGCAUAAUUUUAAUUCAAUACCGUUGUUCUAUACGCCUACGAUAAUCUCUGCACGAAAUUUGAUAUAACUUUUUUGCACAUCUUUGUAAAAAUAUUUAUUGUGCUUUUGCACAAAAGGCUGACGCAAUCUUCUCCAUAUUAUGAUACGUGCAGGAUUUUGGGUAACGUGAAACUUGUUUCACACUGUUUAUCUCGGGACACUUGCGUGUACACCCGAUCAUUAGGGAAGGGUAUGUUGACACGAAUCGUGCUUCCAUAUCAAGAGGUGUGCAAUUUUAAUAUAACUAUGUCAAUAUUAUAAAUGUACGACAGUUUGUUUUGAUAGCAUUGAUCUUUACAAAUUAAUUGAUUUGCGUCGAAUCUCCACUCAGUCGUCAUCGUCGUUAGCCUCUUGCGUUGGUAUUUAAUCGACACUUGGGCGGCACAUAUGUGUCUAUGAAUUCGGUAACCCACAGUUUGCCUAGGAAAUUCUCUUUACAGACCACAAUACAUUUGUUUCCAUGUAAUUAUGUAAAACAAACGAGAUUUGUUUAUAUGCGGAUAUACCAAGAAAAAUGUUAUACACAUGUAACGUUGGUCGCAAACAUAUUAAGCAAAGUUAAAAAUAUAUUAAUAUAUUAAAUUUUGAGUAAAGAUGUACUUGAGGUCGGUGCAUUAAACAUGUGUGACACUGAUUGCGAACAUGUUGAAGUUGACGCUUAGAAGGGACAAGAACAUACAUUAGCAUUGCCUCCAGAAAACUUACUUUUCUCCGAACGGUACUUUACGCUUUUUCAACAUAUUUACUAAGCAGUCGCCAUUUCUUUCAACAUGCCUUUAGUAUGCUGGGUCGUUUAGUUGUUGGAAAAAUAUAAACCACUAAGUGUUGUUCGACAAAAAAUCAGCCGUGCAGCACAGAGCGCUUACCGAGCUGCUUUUUCUGCUGAACACAACCAGCACGUGCCUAAGACGCGCUGAACGAUCUGGACUUGUAAAUAGUGGGACAUUUGGGAGACGUGAUUCCAACGCAAGGAGGUAACGCUCGUAGCGUGAUGUUGAGAUAAGUUAGGGACGGGUGAACAUCAAUGUACGUGCAGAUAUCUUUACGUUUCCCUCCAAUGAAAGAAACUCUGCAAUUAGAAUCUGUAUUAGGUAUUAGGUUCGGACAUAGUAUUCUCAUUUGCAUAACAAUUUGCAUACGUUUCUUCCGACGAAGUUAUGAAUGCAUUAAUGUGAGUCACGAUUGCUCACGCUCUGUCUGCACAGACAUGCCAAGAACGUUACAAGCACGUCACUACGACGUUAUUACGCCACGUUAUGCUCACCACGUCCAGUGCUGUCAGGGCGAGCUUGCGUGGUAAUCUGUUCGACAGAAAUCGAAUGACAGUGUGACAGUACAAAUUAAGUUUUUUUUUUUAUUAUAUUUUUACUUGCUAGAUAAAAGUAUAAUGAUGUUUACUGUAGGUAGGGACUUGCAAUCGUGACUAUUUGGUGCGCUUCUAACUUAAUCGGGAAAAGCGUAUGUAAAUCGUCAUGCAGUUUAUUAGUUAAUCUCACUCAAUAAACCGUCCAGCUUUGUAAAGAUAGUUAAAUAGUGCCAUCCGGAAUCUUAACAUUUAUUGCUUGAGCGUAACUGACGAUGACGCCCGCAUUAUUUAAAUAUUAAUACGUUAAUUUAAUUGUUCAAAGCUUGUGGAGGUUGUAAAAUUUGUUAUGUUCGCUUAUGAAAUGAGAAAAUUAAAUAUGAAAAAAAUAAACAAAUGAAAUUACAUAUAUAUAUUAUACAUACGUACAAUUUUAUAUUAAUAUAAAGCGUAAAACACAUUGGAAGCGCAAGAAUAUGACCGAAUGCUUUAGUACGUGCAAUAAUAGAAUUGAGAUAUCAUAGAGAGAUGAGCUUGAUAUUGUUUUAAGAAAUUUAUACGAGCUAAUAUCGCUACGAAAAUCUCCGACACAGCGUGCAAAACAUGGCGCGCAUCAGAUCGAAUCGCAAUUGCAACGAGACUAAGCACCUUCACUCGUUCUGACCUCAUGUGCUCUUACUACAAGAUAUUUCUAUUUUAUUAAAUAUGUAAAAGGUUGUAACGAAUAAACGAAAGAAGACAUUAAACUGAUAUAUUAAAAUGCAAAUUAUAUACACGCGUGCGGUACAUUCUUACCUCCUUGUAAUAAAAUCUAUGUUUAUUUUCUACAAUAUGUAAUAAUCUUACAUGAUUUUAAUAAGAAUUGUAGUAAUGUAAUUUUGAUAAUUCUGUUAGAGUCAUAUGAUUAGUUUUGGGAGAAGAAAACAAGAAUUUUGCAGUAUAAUAAGCAAUUUCUUGAUUGAAUUCUUAUCGUGUCAGUUUAGACACAUUAUUUCUAAAAUUAGUUCUGCAGCCUCCUCUACGAGUCGCCACUGUUUUCACUCCAAAGAAUUUAAGUCGUAGUACAACUCAACGACAAGUCAGACAUACCUUUUGUAUAAUGCGAAAAUUAUAACGCUAUAUUAAUUACUGCACCACAGUGUUUAUUUUAUCCUUUUCUGUAUUUCCUGAUGUUCCCGUAAGAAUUUAUAUUAAGGAAAAAAGGAGAUUAAUGUAAAUCAUAGAAAAUGCAACAGAAAGAACAAACCUAUGCAUAUGCGUCAUGUGGAAUGUGAUAAAAGGCGGGAAAAAACGUCAGGCAAAGUUGCGUCGCGAAAAUGCCAGUUAUUUAAUUAAUUUGUUUACGCGCAUUAUGAUCUUGAUUGCUGUUAGGUUACACGAUGGCCGACGAAUUUCCAGAUCCGGACGAAGAAUUCGAUUUGAUUCACCAAGCAGACUACGAGGCUUUGAGAGACUUUGAAGAUGAGUUCAUAAAAAAACAACCAUCACAACCAUCACAACCUGGUCCCAGUGGAAUAUCUCAAACGACAAACAGAAACAAACAGCAAACCAGUGUUGAAAUCUCUACUCCUGUCAGUUGUGAUUCAAUUAUUGACAAUAAUAAACCUAGCUGUAGUAGGAAACGUACUUACGAAGAACUGUUUGGCGAUAUCAGUGAUCUCUUAGGAAAUGAUAUCUCAGAAUUUUCAGUCGAUUCUGAGGAACCAAAGGACAAGAAGCUUCGAUGGGACCAACCUCAGGAUGUCAUUAAAAAAAUAUUAAAUGCUAGACAACUGAUGUAUGAACAUACUGGCAGUACAGUGGUGAGGACAAGGUACAAUGAAAACAAGAAGAAUUCCAUUUCUUUGCGAGUUCCACCAUGGAAUUUUGUAGCAGUCACAAGAACAUAUGACUCUCAACGUCUCUAUGUCAGAGUUAGAAAUGUGCAGAAUGAUGUCAAACAAUCUACCAAGCUAAUUAACAAUCUACUCUCUGUACCCUACAGACAGUUGAAAGCUCAAGCUGAAGAAGUUAUAGCAAAGAAGAAAGAAUUAUCGAUGCAAACAGCGACAGAUCCACAACAGACAAGAGACGUAGUCAACGACGAAUUAUGGGUCGAUAAGUAUCGACCACGAUCCUACAUAGAAUUACUGUCGGAUGAAACCGUUAACAGAGAGCUCUUACAUUGGCUGAAGCUUUGGGACAAGAUAGUAUUUAAUCGAAACGUCAAUAAAACAAAGAAGAAGACAAAAAUUUCCCAGUUCGGGGCGAAAAAAGACCAGAAUGACGAGGAAGUUGAGGAAGUGGAUAGUAAAGGAUAUCCAUUGAAGAAGAUAGCUUUACUCAGUGGACCACCAGGAUUAGGAAAAACGACCUUGGCUCAUAUAGCGGCAAGACACGCCGGCUAUAACGUUGUCGAAAUCAACGCGAGCGACGAAAGAAGUCCGGAUACGUUCAGGCAGAUCCUUCUCGCAUCGACAGAAAUGAGAGCUGUGAUGGGUGCUGAUCCGCGGCCGAAUUGUUUGAUCUUCGAUGAGAUCGACGGCGCACCGGCUGCGUCCAUCGAGCUUCUAUUGAAAUUUGUCCAAGGGAAACUGGCACCGAAAACUAAAAAGGAAAAGGGUCAGCCGGAAAAGACAUCAAACGGCUGUACGCGCCCUGUGAUGUGCAUCUGCAACGAACCGUACGCGCCAACGUUAAGAACGUUGAGAGCUGCCGCUGUGAUAAUACCAGUGCCGGAAGUAAGUCCCUUGAGAUUAGCUGAACGUCUAAUGGAAAUAGGGAGGAAAGAAAACUUGAACUUAGAUUUCGGCGAUCUCGUCAAAAUAGCAGAGAGAUCCGCCUGUGACGUACGAUCCUGCGUAGGAGCGAUACAAUACAUGGGUAAUACUGAUUUAAAGGAUAACUUAUCUCUAGGUCUUAAAGACACUCGUAAAAACUUAUUCGACUCUUGGAAAAGCAUCCUAACGAUCCCUAUGCACAGAGGAGGAAUCGUUCCCAUUUCCGAGAGAAUCGAGAAUAUCUUGAAAACGGUGCAAAAUGGUGAAACGGAAAAGUUGGCGCAAGGAAUAUUUCAUAAUUAUCCUGAAAUAUGCGACCGAAAACUCGACAAUAUGUCCACGUCGCUGGAGUGGUUUCAAUUUUACGAUCUGAUAACAUCGCUCGUUAUGCACAAGCAGGUCUGGUCGCUCAUGCCUUACACCAAUUACGGAUUCAUUGCAUGGCAUUUGCAUUUGGCGCGCACGCAGAAAGUGAAAUUAUCUUAUCCUACGGUUUUCAACGAAGUGACUCAAAGAUCAGCGAAGAACACGGGUAUUCUGACGGCGAUACGAAAAGCGUGUGGACGUGACGCUUUCACCUUGACUAUGGAUGUCGCCAGUUUCUUGCCGGAUCUUCUGGCACCAAAACUACGCACGGUUCCUUCUCACUUAUAUUCAUCGAAAGAAAAGGCUGAUCUCGUUAGAAUAGUGAACGUGAUGCUCGAAUUUGGCUUGUCCUUCGUGCAAGAGAAAAAUCCCCAAGGCGGAUAUAUUUACAACAUAGAUCCAAACAUUUUGGACAUCGGUAUUCUUCCUAACUGCAACGUGCAUCGGUGUCUCGCGUACGCUGUACAGCAGAUAAUCACGCAGGAACUGGAGGUUGAACGUUUGAAACGUGCGAGUAUCUCGAUGGGUCUCGGUGAAAUUAAUAAUACUGAAAAUGUAACGAAUUCGAAAAAUCCUGUGAUUACAGAAAAAAUUCAAGAUAAAUCUUCCAAUGGUUCGACUAAUGCUAAACAAUUUGGGAAGAAUGAGACAUCGUUAAAGGAAGUAGUGUACAAAGAUUUCUUUGGGAAUAUUAUCACAAGUGAGAACAAGAACGCUCAGAAGCAGAACAAAACGACCAAUCGUAUUUCACCGAGGUCUCAAAAAGGAUAUUCUCUAAUGCAAAAUGUCUUAACAAAGCAUGGAAUAUGGUAUAAAUAUAAAGAAGGUUGCAACAACGCCGUUCGUCGAAGUGUGUUCAUGGAAAAAUUCUUGUAGUGGAUUAAUUAAAAGAUUUUUAUAAAGAGAUAUAAAUAGAAUAAAACGAAAAAGAAGUGUUACUU
Molecule: messenger RNA, 5893 nt
Organism: Odontomachus brunneus
Lineage: Eukaryota; Metazoa; Arthropoda; Insecta; Hymenoptera; Formicidae
Gene: cutlet
Product: chromosome transmission fidelity protein 18 homolog
Exons: 12
Coding region: 3207-5828 (873 amino acids)
Molecular function (GO): ATP binding; ATP hydrolysis activity
Source: RefSeq, a predicted model, not a curated record